AUGGCAGCCGGACGCAGCGCAGCCCUCAAACUCGACUGGGCCAAAGUUUCCCAAUCCCUCGGACUCAAGGGAGCCACCGCGACCUCCCUCCAAGCCUUCAAGAAGCGUAACGAAGAUGCCCGUCGCCGCGUUCAAGCUCUCUCUGAGCAACCUACCAAAGUAGACUUCGCACACUACAAGUCGAUUCUCAAGAACACCGCCGUUGUUGACGAAAUCGAGAAGCAUUUCUCUACUUUCAAGCCAGCCACAUAUGAUGUGGCCAGACAAAUCAAGGCAAUUGAGACUUUCGAGGCCCAAGCAAUCAAGAACGCAGAGGAGACCAAGGGUAGAGUGGACUUGGAGUUGAAGGAUUUGGAGAAGACAUUGAAGAACAUCGAGGAGGCUAGACCAUUUGAGGAUUUGACUGUGGACGAAGUUGCUGCUGCUCGCCCAGACAUCGAUGAGAAGACUGCUCAACUCGUUUCCAAGGGUCGCUGGGGUGUUCCAGGUUACAAGGAGAAAUUCGGCGAUCUUUCUAUGCUUUAGAUGGAAUAAAUUCGACUUUCCCUUUUCUUUGUUACCCGCACUAUUGUAGAUAGGGACCGGUGAUUGAAGAAGUAAGAUCAUGGUGGUUAAUCGUUUAAGUGCCAAGUUGGCCAAUCAUGAAACUGUUUCC
Messenger RNA from Botrytis fragariae, 655 nucleotides. RefSeq names its product putative atp synthase subunit d protein. Gene Ontology annotation, molecular function: proton transmembrane transporter activity. Gene Ontology annotation, biological process: proton motive force-driven ATP synthesis. Bases 1 to 525 code for a protein of 174 amino acids. NCBI's taxonomy places the organism in Eukaryota, Fungi, Ascomycota, Leotiomycetes, Helotiales, Sclerotiniaceae. The record is from RefSeq and is a predicted model, not a curated record. The transcript has 4 exons.